AUUAUUUCUUUUGACAUUUCAUUGUAGUUACACAAAAUGUCUACAAGUUAAUACAAAAACAAACAGAAAUUACCUAAAUCUAGAUUUAAAAAAUGACCUUUAAGAAAGUUUCACAGAGAAAAUAUGUGUCAAAAAAUAUGGAUUUUACUACCAAUAUUAUUUACAUAUGAUUAAUAAUUUGUUUCGGAUUUCUCUGCCUUAAGAAACCACAAAUGUAGCAAAUGCGACCAAUUAAUUCGUCAGUUUAAUCGCUGCUUUCCAAUCGAGAUAUUUGUGAAAUGUUAUCCUUGGUGAGCGAAAUACAUUUUUGGAGUUCAAGGGAUGAUAUAAAUGUAAAAAAUACCGAUUACGGAGCUUUUAGUUAUCAUUUAACCAAAGAUGUUGGAAACGUUUAUGAUAGCACCAAGAAGUCUUAUUGUGAGAAAAGGGGUGUUGCAUGGAACUUAACAAAUAAAAGGCCACACAAAUUGAAAGACAAACUUAAGGAAUUAGAUGACCAUUUAAAUCAAAGUAAAAUUCUUUUUGUUUCCUGUAAAGAUGCACACGUUUAUUUGUUAUUAGCAAAAGGAAUUUUGGUUAGUAUUUUAUAUAAUGUUCAAACAUGUGACUUAAUUUCAAUUAGUUUUGAUAAAUUUCUUAGUACCAAAAUUCAAAAUGAACCCGUUUGUGAUGGUUAUAUUGAUAAUGAUCAUAUAGUUGCUGUUUUAUCUGAUGGAAGAGUUUUUGGUUAUGGGGGUAGUUGGAGGGAAGGUUGGUCGAUUGAAGGUGGUCCCCGACGCUAUGUAUAUUUAUAUGGUGAAUACAUGGUGGUUUGGGGACGCUCUGGAGCUGAACACCCACAACCGUGGAGUCCUCUCACAAAAGAUCAUCAAAGAGCUAAUUUACACUUAUAUUGGGUUGGUUCAAGAGGAAGCGAUUUAUUAAGCUAUAAAAAAACUUCAGCUGAACCAAUUGCUGUUGUUAUCAGCAAAAUUUAUUCAAAAAAUUUAAUCGUUGUGGAACAAAAUGUAUCUCAAAGAGGUGCUGUUUCCGUUGAAGUAAACGUUUUAGAAUUAAUUAAUAACAAUUUAAAACGGGCUUCUGUAACAGCCGUACCUUUACAAACUCAAGUUUGUAGUACAUCAUUAAGUAAAAAUGAGAUUUACCUUCUUCUUUGCUGCAUUGAUGGAAGCAUAGCGCUGUUAAAUAGAAAUCGUGGUUCAACAAAAAUUGUAAAAGCUUCCUUUAUUCCAACUUUGGCAUGUUGGCAUGAUUCGAAUUGUUUAGCAGCAAUUGGAAAUGAAAACGGACAAAUACAAUAUAUUGAUGCGUCGUUAAAUUUCGUACGAACACAAAUUUCGACUGAAGACUUUACACCAACAAAUAUAAUAGACGUUUCAAGUUAUUUUAAUACUCGUCCAAACGUAACAUUAUUAAAAUGGGAAGGAAAAGAUUUAAUUUUAUGUUUAGAACAUGGACCUUUAAUUGUUGUCACUCAUGAUAGAAACUCUUUACAUUUUCUAUCCGUUAUACAAAGAUACUUAAAAGACGGAAAAACCGAUAAAGCAGUUAAUUUAUUAUUAAGUUGGGAAUUUAACGAGGAAUGUUUUGCUGCGUUACAAAAAAUCGUUACUUAUUUGUUACGUUUACCAUUAACGGAAGAAAACGCCCAAUUGUUACAGAACGCUUUAGGAUGUUAUUAUAGCCCGCCUAUUCCUUUAGAUGCGGAAGCGAUUCAUAAUUAUGGGUUUCAAGUUAAAUGUUUGACAAGGAGGUUUUUUUAUCAAUUAAUAAGGGCUUCUAUGUUUGAAACCGCUUUUCUUCUUGCUGUUGAUAUUGGACAUCAUGAUUUAUUUAUGGAUUUGCAUUAUAUUGCUGUUAAAAUGGGAGAAACUGAAAUGGCAGCAGCAGCUAGAGCUCAAGCUUCUACUUUAUUGAGUAGUUGUUCAAGCGCUGCUUCUGAUUGUUCACGUUCAUCUUGUUCGCAAUGUUCAAAUUCAACAAGCGAAAGCAGUAGUGAAGAAUUAAGCGAAACUGAAGAUCAACCAGACGUGCAAAUCCAACCGACUCAAUCUCACAACGAUAACUACCUUACAACGAAUUUUAAUAAUUCAAAUCCCAAAACUUACGGCUCCUAUAUUCCCCCAAUUCCAAACUUAGAUUUACCAAAAGUCAAUUUUACGAAAUCGACUUUAACAAAGCCGACUACUUAUCGCCCCUUUCCUUCGAAUCAGGUUCCUCCUUUACCUGUUACGGCUCCUCCUUUGCCGGUACCACCUGUUUCUUCUUCAGUAAACGAGCAAUUUAAUAACGGAACAUACCAAUCGCCACAAUUUUCUUAUUCGAUUCCUUCCGUUCCUUUUAAAAUUCAAACAAAACCGUUUAAUUUUACUAUUCCGAAUAAGAAUUUUCGAUCUUAUAGUUUUACUUCAAGUAAUUAUGCGAGUGAAUCUCAAAAGCCAAGUGUCGUUCCUCCACUUCCUACUCAAUCUAAUUUUAAUCAACAUAAUUAUUCGCAACCAAAUUUUCCAUUACCUAAUUUAAGUUCAUCAUAUUCUAAUUUAUCACAACCCACCACAAAUUUUCCUACAAUUUACACUUCUCCAUUAACAUAUUCAAAUUCGUCUACUGAUCACGUUUCAAGACCGUCAUCAAGUCCAACCCCGACCACUUCACAAAAUACAAACACAAAAAAAGCUCAGGCAAAGGUCAAAUUUUCGGAUACAGUGACUGCUUUUAUCGUCCCUGAAAUAAAACGACCUGUUAGGCCUAGUUUACCAGCUCAUGUGAUGGAUCCCCAAAAAGAACUUGCGGAUAGUUUACCUUUGUGUCAUCCGAAUGAGGAUUAUUUAAAAGAUUUUGCGCCGGUUAAGAAGAAUGAGAACAGUGAAAGCCCCAGUCCAAAAAUUAAAGUUGUACAUUUUGGGGUUGUUUGAAUUGAACUUCUUGUGGUGGUGGGAUAAGAUUUUUUUUUAAUUUAUUUAAUUUUAUUAACUUAAUUUCUGUUAAAAAAUUUCUGAUCUCUUCAAAAAUAUUAUGGUGCUACAAACUCUGAUUAGAAUUUCAGUAUUACUCAAAAACUGAUAUAUUUCUACAAAAUGUUAAUACUUUUCUUGAAAAAUAUGUUCUAUAUACGCAUAUCUUAAUAAAUAUAAAUAUGUAUGUAGAA
Messenger RNA from Onthophagus taurus, 3148 nucleotides. It is a transcript of the gene frtz, whose product is annotated as WD repeat-containing and planar cell polarity effector protein fritz. Gene Ontology annotation, cellular component: axonemal basal plate. The record is from RefSeq and is a predicted model, not a curated record. Lineage: Eukaryota; Metazoa; Arthropoda; Insecta; Coleoptera; Scarabaeidae. Gene Ontology annotation, biological process: nervous system development; establishment of protein localization; cilium organization.